ACACGCACUCCAUGGUAACGACGCUCGGUUCAAAGAUGGCGGCUGAGUGGGGCGAAGGAGCGGGUUAUCCUUGUUCAGGCCCGGGCCCAAGCGGGUGGCGCUGGAGCGGUUCCUUGUGGGUCCGAGGCGUUUUACUCCUGUUGGGCGGACUCCGGGCAAGCGCCACACCUUUUCCUGUCUCCUUGGGCAGCUCCCCUCCCUGCCGGCACCAUGUCCCCUCCGACGCUGAGGUCAUAAAUAAGGUUCAUCUUAAGGCAAAUCAUGUUGCCAAAAGAGAUAUUGAUGAGCAUUUAAGAAUCAAGACUGUCUAUGAUAAAAGUAUUGAAGAGUUGCUCCCUGAGAAAAGAUACCUUGUAAAGAACAAACUUUUCCCACAAGCUAUUUCUUAUUUAGAGAAGACUUUUCAGGUUCGAAGACCUGCUGGCACUAUCUUACUUAGCAGACAAUGUGCAACAAACCAAUACCUUCGGGAGGAAAAUGAUCCUCAUAGAUACUGUACUGGGGAAUGUGCAGAGCAUACAAAAUGUGGCCCAAUUAUAGUACCUGAGGAGCAUCUCCAGCAAUGCAGGGUCUGCCAUGGGGGUAAGGGACCAUGUGGAGCAGUGGGUGUACCAGACCAGGAGGGCAUCCGGGAUGCAGACUUUGUUCUUUAUGUUGGCGCUCUGGCCACCGAGAGGUGUGGCCAUGAAAAUAUCAUCUCUUAUGCAGCUCAUUGUCAGCAAGAAGCAAAAAUGGACAGGCCUAUAGCAGGAUAUGCUAACCUGUGUCCAAAUAUGAUCUCUACCCAGCAUCAGGAGUUUAUUGGGAUGCUGUCCACAGUGAAACAUGAGAUUAUUCAUGCCCUGGGUUUCUCUGCUGGAUUGUUUGCAUUCUACCGUGAUAAAGAUGGAAAUCCUCUAACAUCAAGAUUUGCAGAUGGUCUCCCACCUUUUAAUUAUAGUCUUGGAUUAUAUCAGUGGAGUGAUAAGGUUGUUCAGAAAGUGGAGAGACUAUGGGAUGUUCGGAAUGAUAAGAUAGUUCAUCAUGCUGUGUAUCUCCUAGUAACACCUCGUGUUGUCGAUGAAGCGCGAAAACAUUUUAACUGUCCAGUUCUGGAAGGAAUGGAACUUGAAAAUCAAGGUGGUAUGGGCACUGAGCUCAACCAUUGGGAAAAACGAUUAUUGGAGAAUGAAGCAAUGACUGGCUCUCACACCCAGAACCGAGUCCUCUCUCGUAUCACUCUGGCAUUAAUGGAGGACACUGGCUGGUAUAAAGCUAAUUACAGCAUGGCUGAGAAGUUAGACUGGGGCCGAGGAAUGGGCUGUGACUUUGUCAGGAAGAGCUGUAAAUUCUGGAUUGAUCAGCAGAGACAAAAGAGGCAAAUGCUGAGCCCUUACUGUGACACGCUCAGAAGUAAUCCAUUGCAGCUAACUUGCAGACAGGACCAGAGAGCAGUUGCAGUGUGUAAUUUGCAGAAGUUCCCGAAACCUUUACCACAAGAGUACCAGUACUUUGAUGAACUCAGUGGAAUACCUGCCGAAGAUUUGCCUUAUUAUGGUGGUUCAGUAGAAAUUGCUGACUACUGCCCUUUUAGUCAGGAAUUCAGUUGGCAUUUAAGUGGUGAAUAUCAGCGCAGCUCAGAUUGUAGAAUAUUGGAAAAUCAACCAGACCUUUUUAAAAACUAUGGUGCUGAAAAGUAUGGUCCUCACUCCGUCUGUCUAAUUCAGAAAUCAGCAUUUGUCAUGGAAAAGUGUGAGAGAAAACUGAGUUAUCCAGAUUGGGGAAGUGGAUGUUAUCAGGUUUCUUGUUCUGCUCAAGGUCUGAAGGUUUGGGUCCAGGAUACUUCGUAUUUAUGUAGUCGGGCUGGGCAGGUCCUUCCUGUUAGUAUUCAGAUGAACGGCUGGAUUCAUGAUGGAAACCUGCUCUGUCCAUCAUGUUGGGACUUCUGUGAGCUCUGUCCUCCAGAGACAGAUCCUCCAGCUUUUAACCUGACCCGAGCUCUACCAAUGGAUCUCUGUUCCCGUUCCUCCAGCCUGGUGGUCACUCUUUGGCUUCUGCUAGCCAAUCUGUUUCCUCUGCUGGCUGGAUUUCUUCUGUGUGUGUGGCACUAGGAAUGGAAAAGUGAACUCACCAAGACAUUCUUUUGUGUCAAGUUCCUCUGAACAAAGCACAAAACCUGGGCAAGUACCAGUCGAUGCAGAUGGCAGAAGUGGCAUUCCUGACUUUGUCUUGAAGUGUUGACCACAGUCAGAACAUGAAGCAAAGCAUCACAGCAGUCACUUAUCAGCAGGCCUACAGUGUCAGAGGUUGGAGAAGUAGAAGGAAUUCCAAGAUUCCAAGUCUCUUAUUUUUCAGGAUACACAAUCUUCCUGAAGUUUUCCUUUGAAAAUGGGAUAAUUGGUGGAAUUUUCAAACUAAUUAUAUACCUCAGCAUUUUCAUUAACCUGAAAUGAUGGAGUAGUUGAUCAUCAAUACUACAGUAAUUUAAACAGCAGCUAAUUAUUGCAAGGUUAUAAGUUGUGGAUCCUGCCGUCCAAAGUACAAAUUGUCUUUUGUUUUACAGAAAAUAAUUGAAUUGAGAUUUCUACAUCACAUUAUAAUGAUUUUGAAUUUAAUGACUGUACAUGGUACAUGUAAAUCAUUGAUUCCAUUGUUCUAAAGAGUUUCUUAAAUUAUGUUUUGCUAAAUCUCAUGAUUUAAUCAUAUUUGCUUUUUUCAAACCACUGCGUGGCACUUUUACUACUGAGCCAUCGUUAGUAUGUUUUAUAGUCUUCCAGCUUUACCUGUAUUCAUUGAUGUUCAGCUUCCAGUUGUGGUCUCCAUUAGUUUAAUAAUGGCUUGAAAACAUUGAAGACAUGCAAACAGAAGAAAAUAUAAUUGUAUGUUUUUCAGGUAAUAGUUAUAACAACUAUAAUCAAACAAAAAACUAUUCCUUUUUGACCAGUGAAGAUAAAAAAAAUGUAUAAGAGGAAGAAUAUACACCAAAACAGGAUGGUCUGGAUUGUUUACUAAUAGCAAAGUGUAUGUUUGGUGUAAGGCCUAUCCAAUGGGGUGUACUUUACAGCUUAACAUGGCUUAGUCACAGAAGUUGGAAGACUGCCUUUCCUUUAAAUGUCCUUUACCUCCUGUAUUUGAUACUUCCUCCUGUUACUGCAUAGAUUCUGGUCCCCAGAAGCAAUUCUUUUCUGGUACCAGUGAUUACCAACCCCACCAGAAUUUGAAUUAUGAUUUCAAAUUCUUUAAUAGUGGAGAUGUCCAGUUUGUCUGUCUAAAGCUAAUGCUAUCCUGUAGCAUUAUACACACAAUGCUUUGGCAAGCAUUCAUUCAUUCAUUCAUUCAUUCUUUCAUUGGUUGGUGCUUCAGUUCAGUAUGUGGUAAUUGAGCACUCCAUUUAAGAAACUGUGAGUUAACAAGCAGCCUAAUUUCCUAAGGAGCAAUUCCAACUGACUAUUUGGCACUAAAGCCAAAUAGCAACCCCAACAUAUAGGAAAAUCACUUUUUUUUUAAAUGCAUAAGUUUAAAAAGACAUAUUCACAUGUAGUUUUCAGUUGGAGAUAUUUCUCAUUUUGAGAGGAUAGGGGUUUCUACCUUAGCCAAUUUCACUUAAAGAGAAGCUCAUAAUAGUGGUAUGCAGGCCAGCGCUCAGUUUUCUGCCCAUCCCAUGCAUACUUUAAAUUGAGCAAGGUCCUAGAAAAGCAUAGAGUAUAUUUUUAAAGAAACAUAAUUAAUCUAAACUUAUACAACUAAGGUGAUUAUAAAUUAUCCAGUAAAGUUGUAUCAAGAACUUCACCAAAAAUGCUAUGGAUUAUUAGUAUAUUUGAGAUUCACAGUGAUAGGUUCAAUUAUCUUUUGACUGUUGUGCAGUAAUGCCAUUUAGGUAAUAUUGUUUCCAAGCAUGGUGCUUUUUAUACUUGAAAGAUAUUUUUUGCUUUAUUUUUAUUGAUAUAAUUAUAUUUGCACUAAUGACUUUCUAUAGAAAAUAUUAUAGAUGACAUUUUUCCUAUAUAUAUUUAUUAAGCUUGGAAUCUAGUAUCCUAGUAUUUUUCUCUGCACAAAUAUGAAACUUGAUAAAAGUAUGAUGUCAAGAAUUCUUGAGCUCCUGAGGGUAACUAACCACAGUAAUGUCUUCCUUCCUCUUCAGAAAGGCUUAUAACCAAUUCUGCAUUGUAUAUUCAGUGAAGACUGAGAGAGCCUCCAAACCUCUAAGAAGAUACAGGAGACAAGGUCUGGUCUCUUAGAAUAUGAUAAUGAAACAAAGAUAAAGAACAUCUUUUAAAACCUGAGAUUUCAAUGCAGAAUUAGUGAACUAAAAUUCAGCUACAAACUGAAGAAUUCACAAUGGCCAGAAUGUUGUCCUGUGGCAGAGUACGUCCUUCAUAUUAGCAAAGACAAAGCCAGUUUAUUGUGAAAAGAGACUGAACAGGCUGUAGCUGUGGUGAAAGUGAGGUGGGGCAGGAAGAAGAGUGGAGAGCAGCUGAUUUAGGGACAAUAGGGUGGAGUCUCUCAUUUAAAAAGGGUCAUGUGUUUAUAAAAACUGACUACCUCAGUUUUCAGUUCAGACUUAGGGUCAUUUUGAUUGUGUUAAGGUCCCAGUUGUCAAAAUUAUCAAAUGAAAUUGUCCCUCAGCUUUUCAAGAACAGAAUUUACAGGAAGAAAGCAAAACCCAUGUCGAUAGACUUUAACUGACAGCUUUAAAGAAACUGGCAAGCACUUGGUAGUCUUAGUGUAGUUCCCUCCAAUAUUCUCCUGAGAAAACAUCCUCUCCCUCUUAAAAAUAAGUAUCCCUUAUAUUUUUCCUAUAGGAUAUGUAUUUUUGUUGAGACCAAAUAAACCUGCAAGUAUUAUAAGUUAUGCGUAAAAUUAGUUUUCAGCCUAAUAUGUUGGUAUAACAUUUAUUGAUAUUUGAAACAUAAAUUUAUGAGGCUUAAGUAGUUUUAGGAAGAUACAUAAAUAAGUGUAUCAGAUUAUUCCAUGGAAUUUUAUCAUUGUUACCUUCAAUAUUAGAAGAAAAACUGAAUAAGGCCUAAAAGGCUCAAGUUCCUUAUCUGUAAAAUGACUAGAUAAUUUCUCAGAAUCCUUCCAGCAUUAAAAUUCUUUGCCUCAUGCUCACCCAGAAUUGCCGGGUCAGUGCCGGCUCUGACCCACCUCCUGCAGCAUGCCAGCUUACCUGCCAUGUUCAUCACAGUGUCUUGUGCUUCAUGCCUUAGUGCCAUCCACGUCCUCAGACACUGAAUGGAGAGAGAAGAGCCUGUGUCUAAGGGCAGCUCAGGAGGCCUGGCAAGAGGAAGGGGACUUAGUCAUAGCCCCACAGCUCCUCUUCACAGUGGGCAGUAGUCAGUUCCACGUUCUUGAAGUUCAGGAGCACUACCGUAUUUUAACAAAGUCUUUGCUACUUAUUCUGAAGAAAGAUCUUACCUGAAAGGAAGGCUUUUUUUUUUCCUUUGGGUCCUUUGGGUCAGAGUUCGGGAGGGAAGGGCGAAUUAUUUUUUGUUUGUUUGUUUGUUUGUUUACAUUUAAAAAAAAAAAUAAAACAAGAUUUAAGGACUAACCUUUAUUUAUGGUAUUGAACUUUAAGUGUAAUAUAUUCCUUAGAAAAACACUACUUUAAUAAAAAUGGAAACUACUUUGUCUUGUCUUAACACUUAAAAAAUCUGGAUGGGGACAAGGUGUCCAUGUGUUCUAUUUUGGGAUGUUGAGUUUUUUUUAUUAUGAAACAUAAUUCAGAGUUUUUAUUUAAACUUGAGUAAAAUUGUCCUACUUAAAGAAUGCAGUAAGGGUUUAUGUAAGUCUGCAGAGCGUAGCCCUCCGCAGGAAAGAGAGCAGGCUAAAACAACUCAGGGUAAGGCAUCAAAUAUAUUGUGGCUGUAGCCAUGGAGUCAUGAUUCUUCCUCUUAACCUGAAUGUAAUAUGGGAGAAAGUACCAAGGGCACAUCCCUAUCAUUUGCACUUGAGGCCAUUCUGCCCUGGGACAGCAAGCCAAGCGUUUUGUGAAAUUGAUUGACCAUGCCUGUGUGACCUAAUUGUUGAACUGAGAUCUU
Choloepus didactylus (southern two-toed sloth) is the source of this 6017-nucleotide messenger RNA. It is a transcript of the gene LMLN, whose product is annotated as leishmanolysin like peptidase. Gene Ontology annotation, cellular component: cytoplasm; membrane. Bases 12 to 2090 code for a protein of 692 amino acids. The record is from RefSeq and is a predicted model, not a curated record. The transcript is spliced from 17 exons. Gene Ontology annotation, molecular function: metalloendopeptidase activity. Gene Ontology annotation, biological process: cell adhesion; proteolysis. Lineage: Eukaryota; Metazoa; Chordata; Mammalia; Pilosa; Megalonychidae.